This is a messenger RNA of Parnassius apollo (apollo), 1293 nucleotides long. NCBI's taxonomy places the organism in Eukaryota, Metazoa, Arthropoda, Insecta, Lepidoptera, Papilionidae. The record is from the annotation of a GenBank genome assembly.
AUGGAACGAACACAACCAGAAGGAACACAAGGAACAACGCAAGAGCCUGAAGGACAAAAGUUUAGGCUUGUAGCACAAACAGAAGCAGAAGAACAGGCCUACAACUAUGUGCAGUACAGGAACACGCCGAAACCAUCUGGAUUGGUAGGAUCGGUGGCUCAUAUAGUGAAAGGAGCUUUGGGAGCAGGAAUCCUCAGCGGACAUGUGGCGUAUAAAAAAGCUGGCGUUUUUGUUGCCAUACCGAUGAAUAUAUGCUUCGGAAUCUACAUGGGUUAUUGUCUUUAUUUACUGGUGAAGUCAGCUCAAGUUUUGUAUCGGAGAACCCGGGUACCAACGAUGACAUAUCCAGAUGUGGGUGAAGCAGCUUGUGCGUGUCAUUCUAACCCAAAGAUCGUGAAAUUCGCCAAACACUUCAGGCAUCUUAUCGACACAAUGAUAUGUAUGGACUUAUUUGGUUCAUGCGCUUCAUAUCAAAUUAUUAUAGCAAAAUCUAUAAAACAACUGGUUGAGAACACUGAGCACACAUCUAUGGAAGGUAUUAAGGUAUUCUGCAUAGGAGUAGCGAUAGCUUACGCCUUUCAAAAUAAUCCAAAGUUUGAAGGCAUGACUCCUUAUACAAGCUUAUACAGUUUCCUGCAAUUCGUUGGCAUGAAUGUAUUCAGCAUGUCAUGUGUUAGCGUUGUUGUACCUAUUGAGAAUAACAUGAAGGAUCCGACAAAGUUUGGUCUAGCUAUAACCGUGGGAAUGGGUCUUGUAAUUCUCAGCACUUUCUCAGUAUCCUUCUUUGGUUAUGCUGCAUUCCUGGAGAAUAGCGAAUCACCGAUUACUGUCAAUUUCGCUCUUAAUACGUUAGGAAAGGUGGUGAAAGGCAGUAUCAUCGUCAUGAUUUACAUCACACAUGGCCUAAACUUUUGGGUGCCUUUCAUGACCGUUUUUCAUUAUAUAAAGAAGAGACAUGACCCGAACAAAGAAUUCAUGUGGGAGAUGAUUUACAGAACGAUUUUUGUAAUAGCUAUUGCGAUAAUCGCAAUCAUAUUUCCCACUAUUAACGCACUGAUAGGAUUCCUGGGUGCAUUUUGUAUAUCCAGUCUCGGCUUCAUUUUUCCCCCCAUUAUUUAUUUCUUAGUCAUUUGGGACAGACCUGGUCUGGGGCGGUUUAAGUGGAGACUUUAUUUUGGAAGCAUUUUGAUAAUAGUCGGUGUAUUCUUUUCGGUUUGUGGUUCUACUGUUAAUAUAAUCGAGCUUGUGUCUAUUGCAAUCAAUCCUACUAGAAGAGUUUCGUUGGAGUUUUAA